AUGGCCACUCACAUUGUACCAGCCAAAGUGCCCCUUGCCGGGAACACCAUCUCAAUAAUGCUCGAGAUGGUUACAUUUGGCAUUCUAGCGGUUUGCUUGACCCGACGAACUCAGAAUAUUGCGAAGUGGAAGGCUUUGCCUCUGGCAACGUGGCUUGCUCUUAUCAUUUACAUCGAUUCGGCUCUCUUCGUCUUCGUCACCGCUGUUCUCACAAAAGGCAUCGGCAUCAACGCAUCCCACAGCAUCUGCGAAGUAGGCAUUCUACUUUGCCUGCUUUGCUACAUGACCACCAAAGUCCUUAUCUAUUACUUCCUCGUCGAACGAGCUUACAUAGUUCGCGGCAGCCGCCAGCCGCGCCUGAAGACGAAGCUUUGGCUGUUCAACUGCUUCGGGAUGAUCUUGCCCUAUGUCAUAGUCGUCAUCUUGAACUUUGUCUUCCGCAUUGCAUACAUCAACGAGGAUGGAGUGUGCAUUAUAGGCAUGGAGCAGAAAGCUAUGCUUCCGCUCAUCUCGUUCGACGUUGUCGUUAAUGUCUACCUCACCCUGCUAUUCAUCCUUCCUUUGCGGAAACUCUACUCCUACCGAAACAACAAAAACACCCCCCUCCACAUAAUGGCCUUCCGCAGCUUCGUCGGCAGCUGCGCGACCCUCACCUCCAGUGUCAUCAACCUCACAGUCCUCAUGGUCCUCCGCGGUGAGCCCGGCUGGAUCUGCCUCAUGUGCUGCAACGCCGACAUUCUCUUCUCCGUGCUUGUCCUCCACUGGGUCACGCAAAUCGACCGCAAUCCCAGCUCCACCUCCACCGCGUCGCAGCCGCAGUUCAGCAUCGCCAACAACACUAAUAGCCGGAAUGUGUUGAUUGGCCCGUGCCAACUUAACUCGUGGUCUGGCGGCAGUGUGGUAGCGGAGCCCCAGAAGGCGCUUGGCUCCAUGACGACGGAGUGCAGAGCCGCGCGGCAGGAGAGGAGACGGGAGAGCGACGAGGAUAUCGUGGAGCUGGGAGGCAUACAUGUGCAUACGGAGACGACGACAGACGUUGAGGUUGAUGAGCGGAGCGAGGCUAGACGGGGGAGCUGCAGAGCGGAGAUUGUGAACGCGGAGAAGAUGGUUUAA
Trematosphaeria pertusa is the source of this 1113-nucleotide messenger RNA. RefSeq lists its product as uncharacterized. The transcript is spliced from 10 exons. The coding region runs from base 1 to 1113 and encodes 370 amino acids. The record is from RefSeq and is a predicted model, not a curated record. Lineage: Eukaryota; Fungi; Ascomycota; Dothideomycetes; Pleosporales; Trematosphaeriaceae.